GAAUAAUCUGCAAACAUGGGGAAAGGGUUUAACAACUACAUGUGCAAAAAGUUUUUCCAUCCUGCCUCAAGAGACAACCUCAAAAGGGUAUGGAUGGCAGAGCAGCAAGCUGAGGCGUAUAAGAAAAAACAGGAAGAGCUACGGAACCAGUAUGAAAAGGAACAGGAACUGCACGAUAACAAGGCCAUGCUCAGCAGGGACAGCAAGGACAAGCUGAGCGUUAACUUUAUGUACGAACUCCCGCCUGGCAUGAAGAAGGAGCGCGAGCAGGAAUCAAACGAAUCCGAGUAUAAGUUUGAAUGGCAGCGCAAAUAUAAUGCACCGCGUGAGAGCUAUUGCAAAGGGGACACUGAAAUUCGUGACCAACCGUUCGGUAUACAAGUGCGUAACGUUCGCUGCAUAAAGUGUCACAAGUGGGGCCACAUCAACACGGACAAAGAAUGCACCAUGUACAGUCUGUCGAUGAGUGAGGCGAAGAAAAUUCAUUCCGAAGCGGAAGCGAACCAAAUUUUGUCCAAAGGCGAACUCGAGCAACAGCUGCGAGACGACGGGCUUGCGAUGAAACGAAGCGCCCAGGAGUUGGUCACCUCACACAAGCUCGUGGCAGACCCGGACGUUGAGCAAGCCGUCCCGGAAACGGAAUUCAUUCGCUCGCUGACUAAAAAGCAAAAGAAGAAGCUGUUGAAAAAGUUAGAAAAAAUCGAAAAGCGUCAACGUUCGUCCAAGAAGAAGUGUAAGAAAGGAGCUAUUAGCAGUGACAGUGAUUCAUCUUCAUCCGAUUCGGAUAAGGAAGAUAGGAAGGGUUCGAAAAAGAAAACCAAAAAGUCUCAGCAACAUCAUCGAUCGGAUGAUCGAAAUGGUGAACGUUCGGAGCGUGAACGUGCAAAUGAACGGCGAGACAAACAUCGUCUUCGUAGCCGUUCUCGUUCUCCACAUGCCGGAUCGUCACGCAGCUAUGAACCGACAAAGCACAGCAAGCGUCGUGGUCGUUCCGCCAGUCCAAGGCGAGACCGUAGCAGGCGUUAG
Messenger RNA from Anopheles marshallii, 1026 nucleotides. Its product is annotated as corepressor interacting with RBPJ 1. Gene Ontology annotation, cellular component: nucleus. The transcript has 3 exons. The coding region runs from base 16 to 1026 and encodes 336 amino acids. The record is from RefSeq and is a predicted model, not a curated record. Gene Ontology annotation, biological process: negative regulation of DNA-templated transcription. Gene Ontology annotation, molecular function: transcription corepressor activity. Lineage: Eukaryota; Metazoa; Arthropoda; Insecta; Diptera; Culicidae.